AUGGCCGCUCCCGCGCACAAGUUCAAGGUCGCCGACCUGUCCCUCGCUGCCUUCGGGCGCAAGGAGAUUGAGCUGGCGGAGAACGAGAUGCCCGGUCUCAUGUCCAUUCGCACCAAGUAUGCCGCCGACCAGCCGCUCAAGGGCGCCCGCAUUGCCGGCUGCCUGCACAUGACUAUCCAGACCGCCGUUCUCAUCGAGACGCUCGUUUCGCUCGGUGCCGAGGUUACCUGGUCCUCGUGCAACAUCUUCAGCACCCAAGACCACGCCGCUGCGGCCAUUGCGGCGGCCGGUGUCCCCGUCUUUGCCUGGAAGGGCGAGACCGAGGAGGAGUACAACUGGUGCUUGGAGCAGCAGCUUGUUGCCUUCAAGGACGACAAGAAGCUCAACCUGAUCCUCGACGACGGUGGUGAUCUCACCCACCUUGUGCACACCAAGUACCCUGACCAGCUCAAGGAUUGCUACGGCCUGUCCGAGGAGACCACCACUGGCGUUCACCAUCUGUACCGCAUGCUCAAGAAGGGCGAGCUUCUUGUUCCUGCCAUCAACGUCAACGACUCGGUUACCAAGUCCAAGUUCGACAACCUCUACGGCUGCCGCGAGUCCCUGGUGGACGGCAUCAAGCGCGCCACCGACGUGAUGGUUGCUGGCAAGAUUGCGGUCGUUGCUGGUUUCGGUGAUGUCGGCAAGGGCUGCGCUGUUGCCCUCCGUGACAUGGGUGCCCGCGUGCUCGUCACCGAGAUUGAUCCCAUCAACGCCCUCCAGGCCGCCAUGGCCGGGUACGAGGUCACGACGAUGGACAAGGCCAGCCGUGUUGGUCAGAUCUUUGUCACCACCACUGGCUGCCGUGACAUUCUCGUUGGGAAGCACUUUGAGGCUAUGCCCAACGACGCCAUUGUUUGCAACAUUGGCCAUUUCGACGUUGAGAUUGAUGUCGCCUGGCUCAAGGAGAACGCCCAGUCUGUGCAGAACAUCAAGCCCCAAGUUGACCGCUUCCUGAUGAAGAGCGGCCGCCAUGUCAUCCUCCUUGCUGAGGGUCGUCUGGUUAACCUUGGCUGUGCGACUGGCCACAGCUCCUUCGUCAUGUCCUGCAGCUUCACCAACCAGGUCCUGGCACAGAUCAUGCUCUACAAGAGCAAUGACGAGGCCUUUGCCAAGAAGUACGUCGAGUUCGGCAAGAGCGGCAAGCUCGAGACCAAGGUCUACGUCCUGCCCAAGAUCCUCGAUGAGGAGGUUGCCCGUCUCCACUUGGCUCACGUCAAUGUCGAGCUUACUUCCUUGACUAAUGUUCAGGCCGAGUACCUCGGCCUCGAUGUCGAGGGCCCUUAUAAGACCGACCAUUACCGCUACUAA
Molecule: messenger RNA, 1350 nt
Organism: Dichotomopilus funicola
Lineage: Eukaryota; Fungi; Ascomycota; Sordariomycetes; Sordariales; Chaetomiaceae
Product: adenosylhomocysteinase
Exons: 3
Coding region: 1-1350 (449 amino acids)
Biological process (GO): L-methionine cycle
Cellular component (GO): cytosol
Molecular function (GO): adenosylhomocysteinase activity
Source: RefSeq, a predicted model, not a curated record